This is a messenger RNA of Propithecus coquereli (Coquerel's sifaka), 786 nucleotides long. It is a transcript of the gene DUSP23, whose product is annotated as dual specificity phosphatase 23. The transcript has 2 exons. Gene Ontology annotation, biological process: protein dephosphorylation; cilium assembly. Lineage: Eukaryota; Metazoa; Chordata; Mammalia; Primates; Indriidae. Gene Ontology annotation, molecular function: protein tyrosine/serine/threonine phosphatase activity. The record is from RefSeq and is a predicted model, not a curated record. Bases 107 to 559 code for a protein of 150 amino acids.
CCUGGUAGGUGGCGGGUUACCGGGCCCCGCAGGACAGGGGACGAGGGGACGAGGGGGCGGGGCGGCCUGGCCCCCUCUGACCCCGGCCCUGUGCCCUCCCCCAGCAAUGGGCGUGCAGCCCCCCAACUUCUCCUGGGUGCUCCCGGGCCGGCUGGCAGGGCUGGCGCUGCCGCGGCUCCCCGCCCACUACCAGUUCCUGUUGGACCGGGGCGUGCGGCACCUGGUGUCGCUGACGGAGCGCGGGCCCCCUCACAGUGACAGCUGCCCCGAGCUCACUCUGCACCGACUGCGCAUCCCGGACUUCUGUCCGCCGGCGCCAGACCAGAUCGACCGCUUCGUGCAUCUCGUGGACGAGGCCAACGCCCGGGGAGAGGCCGUGGCAGUGCACUGUGCCCUGGGCUUUGGCCGCACCGGCACCAUGCUGGCCUGUUACCUGGUGAAGGAGCGGCGCUUGGCUGCAGGAGACGCCAUCGCUGAAAUCCGGCGCCUUCGACCCGGCUCCAUCGAGACCUACGAGCAGGAGAAAGCAGUCUUCCAGUUCUAUCAGCGAACUAAAUAAGGGGCCUCAACACCUUUCUGCCCCCUCUCCCCUGCCCUGUGUGGUAGGUGGGGCCAGAGACAAAGAGAAGUGGACUAAAGUAUUAAACACUCUAGCUCCCACUGGCUGGAGAGACUGAAAUAGCCCACCUACCUGCAGGCAGGUCCUAAUUGAGGGAUGGCUGGGUCUCCACUGAAGGACAGGGUGCGGGGAGGCUGUACUGCUCCCCUGAAUAAAUGACUUCUAAG